CGCCAAUCCUAGAAACUUUCGCUAAAAUAGUAGAGAAAGAAAAAUACGUCUAUCUGUUUGUUGAUCUUCUUAAUCUUUUCUAUAGCAGUGAAGAAGACCAUGACAAACAUGCACAAGCUGAUUAUAACAGUCACAGCCAUAAUUGUACAAAUGACGUCACUGAGAGGAGGGUUGGUGUUUGAUGACAUUGCUGCCAUCAGAGAAAAUCGUGACGUCCGGUCAACAAUGUCCUGCUUAAGCUUGUUUUUUAACGAUUUUUGGGGAACUCCAUUGCACAAGGAACAAAGCCAUAAAUCAUAUCGCCCUUUAACCGUGCUCACUUUUCGAUUGAACUACAUUUUCCAUGGUUUACAUCCAUUAGGUUAUCAUGUAGUCAACGUCCUGCUCCACGUUGUAGUGUGUCUACUGUUCCACAGAAUGUGCAACCUGUUUUUAUCACAGCUCACCAGCUUUGUUGCGGCGUUGCUCUUUUCCGUCCAUCCCAUACACACUGAGGCGGUUGCCAGCGUCGUAGGUAGAGCGGAACUUCUGUCAGCAAUUUUCUUCAUCUGUGCCUUUAUCCGUUACGUACAAGAAAUUCGCAAACGCGAAUAUAAAGGGUGGCGCUGUUGUGUAGAAACCUUAACAAUGGGCGCAUCAGGGAUGUUUUGCAAAGAACAGUGUUUAACUGUUUUGAUCGUCUGCAGUAUCUAUGACUUAGCUCAUCACAUGCCGCUAGAAAAAAGGAUGUUAUCUCCAUGGAUACGACAGUCCCUAUGGAGAGUAGGAUUUCUCAUCAUGUCUGCAGGUUUUCUUUUAACUCUACGACUAAAACUGAUGGGAUGGAAUUUGCCAGUUUUUAACAGGUUUGAUAAUCCAGCUUCUGCCGCAUCAUAUCCGGUUCGACAUCUCACCUACAAUUAUUUGUUGUCCCAAAACAUUUGGCUGUUACUAUUUCCUUAUGACCUGUGCUGUGAUUGGACGAUGGGAACCAUUCCACUCGUGGAAAGAUUCUCGGAUGUCAGAAAUAUAAAUACAAUCGCAAUGUAUGUUAGUUUUGUCAGCGUGUUGAGUGUUGCAACAUUAAGAGGAAAGGAACGGAAAUCACAUCUUGCCGCCCUCUGUGUGCUGGUAAUCCCUUUCAUCCCAGCAUCCAAUUUGUUUCAUCCCGUGGGGUUCGUUCUCGCAGAGAGAGUUCUCUACAUACCGAGCAUGGGAUUUUGCAUGUUAGUGGCUACCGGCUGGACUAUCUUGUGGAGAGGAAGAGCCCGAAUGCUGGCCGUGACUGCUCUACUACUGCUAAUUAUUUCUCAUGGAUUUAAGACAGCUUACCGCAAUCUCGACUGGUACUCGGACUAUACGCUGUUUUCUUCAGCGUUGAAAGUAACUCAGAGAAAUGCAAAAAUUUUCAACAAUCUUGGGAAAGCCUUGGACAAACAAUCGCGCCACGAUGAGGCUCUUUACUUUUAUCAGCAAGCGAUUAGAGUUCAACCCGAUGAUAUCCGCGGAUAUUUGAAUGCAGGAAAUGUUCUCACUCGCAUGAAGAGAUAUCAGAAAGCUGAAGACAUGUAUUUGAAGGCAAAAAGUCUCUUACAUCCUUUUAACGGCGGGACAUCUCGAGUGUUGCGUGUCACUCAAAGUUAUCUACAGGUUUUGGUUAGCCUAGCUUCUCUUUUAUCGUUAAACAGCACUCGCUUGGAGGAAGCAGAUAACCUCUAUCGGGAGGUCAUCUCAAUCAGGACGGACUUUACAGAAGCUUACGUAAACAGAGGAAAUCUUCUUCUAAAACUAAACAGAUCCAAAGAAGCAGAAACCAUGUAUUGUCGUGCUUUGGAAUUCGAUCAACUUAACCCUGAUAUAUAUCAUAACCUUGGAGUAAUUCUUAUUGACCAGGGAAGAAACUAUGACGCCCUCUCGUUCUUCAACAAAGCUUUGGAAAUUGACCCAGACCACGGGCCAGCUUUGAUGAAUUCGGCUAUUUUGAUUCAAGAAUCCAACAUGCCUCCAGGAGAUCAAAGAAUCGCAAACGAAAGAUUGCAGAAGAUAGUGAACGACGGGAAGGAAAACGAACUUGUGUAUUUCAACCUGGGAAAAGUGGCUUUGGAGAGAAAAGACCUGGCCCUCGCUGAGGAGUGGUUUAGAAAAGCGCUUGAGGUGCGACCUCACCUCAAAAGCGCCCUUUUCAAUCUGGCCUUACUUAUGACUGAACAACAACGACCCCAAGAGGCAAUUUUGUAUUUAAGAAAACUUCUAGAGACUCAUCCUGAUCAUAUGAACGCAUUAAUCUUGAUAGCGGACAUUUACGUGAAUCACUUUAAAGAUCUGAAGGCAGCAAAACAAUGUUAUAAGAAGAUUCUUCGGAUCAACCCUCGGCACAUGCAAGGCCUACAUAACCUCUGCGUGGUCUAUUACCAAGCUGGUGAGCUGAGAGAGGCAGAAUUAUGCUUUCUUAACGCCGUCAAUCUACACCCAAAAGUAGAAUACAUUCAACGUCAUCUAGAGAUAACUAGAAAACAGCUUCGCAGUAUUUCACAUCAUCCAAGGAAUCCUUCUAAAGUGAAAAUCUCAGAGACUGAAUCAUCGAGUGACAAACAGGUCUCAAGUUCGCCUACAUCAGAAAGAUAGAAAGCAGUUUUAUUAACACAUAUAUGUUUUGGAUAUAUCGUCUUCAUUUAGCACAUGCUUUAUUAGCAUAUCUUCAAACCAGCAAGUACCGCCGUUGAGACGAUAGCGUAUCACGGUCUAUUUACUAUGCCAGCCUGCUAACGUUGGUAUUUUUAUUAUUACAAAUGCUGUUAGUGCAACGGCAAUGUUAACAUGGCUUACUAAUAGUUAAAACGAUCUUGAUUGCAACGAAAGUGUUAUUAUGGCAUGGCAAUAGUUAUAAAUUCCUUGAUAUCUUCAUGACCACAGCAUAAAAAAAAACUAAUGGCAACAGUAAGGCCACAUGGAUUUAUCACGGUAACAUAUAGUAGUCAAAAGAAUGUACCUGUAAUAAGAUCAUUAAGGUAUCUCAACAAUUUAUACUUAGUGGCGUUAUUACAGUUUACAGUGUAUUUAUAAUGACACUAGUGUCGUAUUCGAACUCCUCAUGCCUAAAGGUGGUAUUAUGGUAUAUCUCUAAUACACCUCUCAAAUCAUUUCUUUCUGUGUCUAGGAUCCUCAUAUAUUUUUAAUCAAACAAAUUUUGUGAAUUUUAAUUCCAUUGACAUAUAUUAAUUGUUAAAUUCCAUGUUUCUGCCCGUGUGAGACAUUAAAAUCUAAAGAUUG
Limulus polyphemus (Atlantic horseshoe crab) is the source of this 3249-nucleotide messenger RNA. RefSeq names its product transmembrane and TPR repeat-containing protein CG4050-like. The transcript has 21 exons. Bases 100 to 2604 code for a protein of 834 amino acids. The record is from RefSeq and is a predicted model, not a curated record. Gene Ontology annotation, molecular function: mannosyltransferase activity; protein binding. Lineage: Eukaryota; Metazoa; Arthropoda; Merostomata; Xiphosura; Limulidae. Gene Ontology annotation, biological process: protein O-linked glycosylation via mannose. Gene Ontology annotation, cellular component: endoplasmic reticulum.